UGGAAGACAGGAAGCCUUUUUUUUUUUCUCCCUUAAACCCUGCAGAGCGAUAAAAUCCAGCGAAAAAGGUCGAGGACGAGCUGCUGAUGUCAGAAAAACAUUCAUCACAGCCUCCAGGGGCACCCAAACCGACUAUGGCCGCUGACGCUGGCAGCGUCGUUUCAGCCAGAGAAAUCGAAAAUGUGAAAGCAAAGUCCCUCACCAUGAACAUCAAAACAGUGAGCGUUCCAGGAAGUCAACCAUCCGGGAACGCUGUUGGACAGGCUCCCCAGGCAGAUUACAUUGCAUCUGGCUGCAGCGUAAUAUGUGCUGACAAAAUAUGUGACACCACUAUUGAUGGGGACAUUGAUUUGUCAGUGUCUGUGAACAGCUCACAAGUGCCUGCAGGAACUAGAGAUGAGACACCUCCUUCCUCUAAGGGCGCUGCUGUGAAAAUGAUCACUGAGCACAAGGUGGAGCUCAUCGAGUGCCUGAUGGCGGAUCACUCCUUCAUUCUGCAGCACGUGCAUGCCAAACAUAUCGUCACAGACAGACAAUAUCAGAACCUGAAGCAUAUCUCACAGCCAGAAGAAACCGUCACUAACCUGAUCGAUCAAAUUAUUUUAAAAGGUCAAAGGUCCUGCUCUCUUUUUCUUGAAAUCCUCAAAGAGCCUGAUGUUCUGAGGACCUUUCCACAGCUCAAGGAAAUCACAAAAAACUGGUGCUAAGGAACAGUGGAAGCCGUGCAUUAGCCAUGAAUUGCAAUGUAAUUGAAAAACAGAAAAACAGCAGGACAUGGUGAACACAAUACACAGGUGAUUAGGUUUUAGUUUGUCUGUGCAGGUUUUUUUUAAAUAAAUAGCAUUUUUAAAAUCCAUCAUCUUCCUUUCAUACAAGGUUUUUCCUUUGAUACAUAACAAUUGGAUCAAUAUUUGCUGUUGUGGAAGAAUAAAAAUCUCAUUGUCAUAUCUAA
This is a messenger RNA of Chelmon rostratus (copperband butterflyfish), 952 nucleotides long. RefSeq lists its product as uncharacterized. The record is from RefSeq and is a predicted model, not a curated record. Lineage: Eukaryota; Metazoa; Chordata; Actinopteri; Chaetodontiformes; Chaetodontidae. Gene Ontology annotation, biological process: regulation of apoptotic process. Bases 87 to 707 code for a protein of 206 amino acids. The transcript is spliced from 6 exons.